UGUGAGGAUCCGUCCGGAGGAAGCGGGGCGGCCAUCUUGGAUGGUAUAGUAGUAGCGGCACGGAGGGGGCAGAGCGCUGUAGCUUGGGGCGGAGAAGAUAGCACACAUUGCCCCCCUCCAAAUGUCCAUAGGAGCCCGGGGAGCGAGGAGGGGGCCGUACAGCAGGACAGCGCCCGUGAGCCCGCCCCCCGUGUGCGGCGCGGAGAGCCCGUGAGCCUCGCCCCGGUGACAUUACAUCUCACUCGGGGCCUGUGGGACCGGAGGGUUUGGAGUCUGUGUACACAGAGGAGAAUGGAGGAGACCGCAGUGUGAGAGAAUGUACCCCCGGGAGCCUGCGGAGAAGAGCGGACUGUAACCACUAGACCCCCGCACCGUCCCCCCGGCCUCCUCACGUCACAGGGCGAUCAGAAGGGACCCCGCCAUGUCCACCCGAACCCCCCUGCCCACGGUGAAUGAACGGGACACCGAGAACCACACGUCCCAUGGAGACACCCGGCAAGAUGUGCCACCCCGCUCUGCCCGCUCUGGAGCCCGAAACAGGAACUCGAUAGCGUCCUGUGCCGACGAGCAGCCGCACAUUGGAAACUACAGGCUUCUAAAAACAAUCGGCAAAGGAAACUUUGCAAAAGUCAAACUGGCUCGGCAUAUCCUGACUGGCAGAGAGGUCGCAAUAAAAAUCAUCGACAAAACUCAGCUAAAUCCAACUAGUCUGCAAAAGCUCUUCAGGGAAGUACGGAUAAUGAAGAUUUUGAAUCACCCUAAUAUAGUUAAAUUAUUUGAAGUAAUUGAAACGGAAAAAACUCUCUACUUAAUAAUGGAAUAUGCAAGUGGAGGGGAAGUGUUUGACUAUCUGGUUGCACAUGGAAGAAUGAAGGAAAAGGAAGCCAGGGCCAAAUUCCGGCAGAUCGUUUCUGCGGUGCAGUACUGUCAUCAAAAACACAUUGUUCACAGAGACCUGAAGGCAGAAAACCUGUUACUAGAUGCGGACAUGAACAUUAAAAUAGCGGACUUUGGAUUUAGCAACGAGUUUACGGUUGGCAACAAACUGGACACGUUUUGUGGGAGCCCGCCAUACGCUGCCCCUGAGCUCUUUCAGGGCAAAAAGUAUGAUGGACCCGAGGUAGACGUCUGGAGCCUGGGGGUCAUUCUGUACACUCUCGUCAGCGGAUCCUUACCCUUCGAUGGACAGAAUUUAAAGGAAUUAAGGGAAAGAGUGCUGAGGGGGAAAUACAGAAUUCCCUUCUACAUGUCAACAGACUGUGAAAACCUUCUCAAGCGUUUCCUGGUGCUAAACCCUACCAAAAGAGGCACUCUAGAGCAAAUAAUGAAGGACAGAUGGAUCAAUGCGGGACAUGAAGAGGACGAGCUCAAGCCAUUUGUCGAGCCAGAGCUUGAUAUAGCAGACCAGAAACGAAUAGAUAUAAUGGUUGGAAUGGGUUAUUCAAGGGAAGAGAUUCAGGAAUCUCUUAGCAAAAUGAAAUAUGAUGAAAUCACUGCUACCUAUCUGUUACUUGGAAGAAAAUCAUCAGAGUUGGAUGCCAGUGACUCCAGCUCUAGCAGCAAUUUGUCACUUGCUAAAGUCAGGCCAAGCAGUGAUCUGAACAAUAGCACUGGACAGUCCCCGCUCCAUAAGGUGCAGCGAAGCAUCUCCUCCAGCCAGAAACAGAGACGGUACAGUGAUCACGCUGGCCCUGCCAUCCCUUCUGUUACAGUUUACCCAAAAAGAAGCCAGACAAGCACCACAGAUAACGAUCUGAAGGAAGAGGUGCAGUCUCGGAAAUCCAGUAGCGCGGUUAGUGGCCGAGGAGUCACUCCUCCUAGCCCGAUGCUUGGUAAUGCAAACAACCCCAAUAAAGCAGAUAUCCCCGAGAGGAAGAAGAGUUCUGUCGUCCCCAGUAGUAAUUCGACGUCCAGUGGAAUGACACGUCGAAAUACGUACGUGUGCAGCGAGCGCGCCUCCACCGAUCGACAUUCGGUCAUUCAAAAUGGCAAAGAAAACAGCCUGACAGGAAUUUUCGCUUAUGCAACUAGUCCUGCCUCAGUAGGUGCCCUAUCUUCCAUCUUUGCUCGGCUGCGGCAUCCGAAAUCGAUGUCCAUGUCAGCCUCCAGGCACUCCGAGAUGUUACCACCAAAGGCCAGUGAAGCCGAUAACUUCGGGUCUGCCACAAUCCCUGAUCAGAGAACAUCAGUGGCCUCCACGCACAGCAUAACAAGCACCACUACUCCAGAUCGCAUGCGCUUCCCCCGAGGAACCGCCAGCCGAAGCACUUUCCAUGGCCAGCUCCGCGAGCGACGCACUGCAACCUACAACGGACCACCCGCCUCGCCCAGUUUAUCUCAUGAAGCCACACCUCUGUCACAGACUCGAAGUAGAGGCUCCACCAAUCUUUUUAGUAAAUUAACUUCAAAAUUAACUAGAAGGCUCCCGACCGAACCUGAGCGAAACGGGAGAUAUGAGGGCUCCAGUCGUAAUGUGUCAGGGGACCAGAAAGACGAGAACAAAGAGUCAAAGCCAAGGUCGCUGCGUUUCACCUGGAGCAUGAAAACCACCAGUUCCAUGGACCCCAGCGACAUGAUGCGCGAGAUUCGCAAGGUCCUAGACGCCAACAAUUGUGACUAUGAGCAGAGAGAGCGCUUCUUACUCUUCUGCGUCCACGGGGACGGCCACGCCGAGAAUCUCGUCCAAUGGGAAAUGGAAGUGUGCAAACUGCCAAGGCUCUCUCUGAACGGGGUGCGCUUCAAGCGGAUAUCUGGGACAUCCAUAGCUUUCAAAAACAUUGCUUCCAAAAUUGCCAAUGAGUUAAAACUGUAAAAUGAGGAGGGGGGGGGGGGGGAGGGCGAACAAUCAUGUUGUAAAUUACGUAGCAAUUCAAAGUGUUUUUUUCCCCCCUGAGAACACUGGUUUAAUGUAUAGAAUUAUUUAGGCAAUAAUUCCUGCAUCUCCUGAAUUAUGAUAUCACAAAACGGAACAAGCUGCUGGAACGAGGGGGAGAGUCGGACUUUUUUGUUUUAAUUUUUUGUUUUUUUAUAUAUAUAAAUAUAUAUAUAAGUGCACUACAGCAUUAAAGUUGCCUACCAUGUAAUUUAUUUUUUGGCUUUUUUUCUGUUCCUGGUGAUUCCUAUCAACUAUUAUAUUUCCUUAUUGAUAUCCAUCAUGUAUGCCUGUGCAAGUAUGGCUGUUGCGUUUGCGUAGAGGGCACACACAAAAAAAAAAAUGGCAGUUGCUAAACCAAGACCUCCUGUAACAGCGAUGAUUUUGUUUUGUUUCACUUUUUUUAUUUAAAUUUUUUUUAACACUCCUUAGAUUGCAUGAGUGUUAACGGCACAUUUUGUCUUGACAGUAUUUUCAUUGUCCCGUUCGGGAAGGUAAAAAAAGAAUACAAAAAAUUCAGUGAUAAAGUGUGAGAAUUGUAAUUUAUGAGCGUGAUGAUAUGGGCAGCGAUUAAACAGUGUUCCUGCUAAAGA
Messenger RNA from Bufo bufo (common toad), 3465 nucleotides. It is a transcript of the gene MARK3, whose product is annotated as microtubule affinity regulating kinase 3. Gene Ontology annotation, molecular function: ATP binding; protein serine/threonine kinase activity. The coding region runs from base 422 to 2812 and encodes 796 amino acids. Lineage: Eukaryota; Metazoa; Chordata; Amphibia; Anura; Bufonidae. The record is from RefSeq and is a predicted model, not a curated record. Gene Ontology annotation, biological process: protein phosphorylation; intracellular signal transduction. Gene Ontology annotation, cellular component: cytoplasm; plasma membrane. The transcript is spliced from 18 exons.